Populus trichocarpa (black cottonwood) is the source of this 1064-nucleotide messenger RNA. Its product is annotated as SPX domain-containing protein 3. The record is from RefSeq and is a predicted model, not a curated record. Lineage: Eukaryota; Viridiplantae; Streptophyta; Magnoliopsida; Malpighiales; Salicaceae. Gene Ontology annotation, biological process: cellular response to phosphate starvation. The transcript has 3 exons. Bases 123 to 902 code for a protein of 259 amino acids.
UUUCUCUCCCACAUUACACAAUCUUUACAAUUCCAAUUUUUUUGGCCUUACUUCUUUGUAACUUAGGCAAGAAAUUGUUAGAGGUUGAUUUUUUCUGAGAAACAUAGUAUUCGGACAUACCAAUGAAGUUUGGCAAGAGAUUGAAGCAACAAGUUCAAGAAACCUUGCCAGAUUGGCGUGACAAGUUUUUGUCUUACAAGGAAUUGAAGAAGCUUGUUCGUCUGAUCUCAUCGGCUCCACCUUUCUCGUAUGGAUCAGUUGAGUAUGGAAAGGCAGAGGCUGAGUUUGUGCGUCUGCUGAACAGUGAAAUUGACAAGUUUAAUACUUUUUUCAUGGAACAAGAAGAGGAUUUCAUUAUUCGGCAUGAGGAGCUAAAGCAGAGGAUUCAGAAAGUGAUUGAUACUUGGGGGCCAAGUGGAAGUCAGCCUUCAGAGGCAGAGUACAAAGAGCAGAUGAGAAAGAUUAGAAAAAACAGUGUCAAUUUCCACGGUGAAAUGGUGCUUCUGGAGAAUUACAGCAACAUCAAUUACACAGGAUUGGCCAAGAUAUUGAAGAAGUAUGACAAGAGAACAGGUGGGUUAUUGCGCCUUCCAUUCAUUCAAAAGGUGUUGGAGCAACCCUUUUUUAUUACCGAUCUAGUAUCAAAGCUUGUCAAGCAAUGCGAAUACAUGAUAGAUACAGUAUUCCCUGUAGAGGAAGAAGAGAGAGUGAAAGAAGGAAGAGAAGCAAUAACGGUUGCGGGAGAAGGGAUUUUCAGGAACACAAUUGCAGCUCUAAUGACCAUGCAAGAAAUUAGAAGAGGCAGCUCUACUUACAGCCAUUUCUCUCUGCCUCCUCUGAACUUGCCAGAUUCUGAUCUUAUUCAGUCAUUCCAGCUCAAUUCUCCUAUAUCUAUUGUCUAAUAAGAUUAGAUUUUAUGAAAUACAUGAUACUGUCGUAGUCACACAACAAUAUGAUGGUUGAUUAAUAAUUUAUCUCUCUUUUUUUGUAUACAAUAAUGUCAAUGCAGUUUCUAAUGAUGAUUAACGAAUUCAGAUUCAAUUACGAGUCUGUUGGUUCAUUAA